UAUCGGGUACCAGGAGCUGCAGCUGCAGCAGUCCAACCACAUACAAUCUGCUCUACCACUUGAUGCCGGUGACGGUUGAUUGCACCUUUCAGUCUUGCAUUGUACAUGUUUAUUCACCAUGGCAUCAUCGGACGAGCUGGACGAGGAAUGCGUGUUGCAGCGGGGGAGAUCUCAGAGUGACCCAAGCAGCAUCACCGAGGUCCGCUUGGGCGAAGCGCACAGAGCAGAUUUGAUGGACCAGCAGAGGGCGCUGCAUUCAGGUUGCUUGGUUUCAGGGGUUCGGACGCCUCCUAUCCGCCGCAACAGCAAGCUGGCCAGCUUAGGACGCAUCUUCAAACCCUGGAAAUGGAGGAAAAAGAAAAACGAGAAGCUGAAGCCCCCGGCAAUGGUGGAGAAGAAGGCAGCUGUACGGCAGAAGAGAGAUGACCUCGACAGGCGGAACCCCAGGGACACUGAGACAGAGUCAGAUCUUGCAUGUGGUUGCAACGGUGAAGAUCCAGACACCCCGACUCACUCUGAUAGUGAGGACAGAGAUGAGGAGCCCGUGGCACCCCUGGCCAGCACCAGUGAAGACCUGGGCAGUGAUUUAGAAGCCUCAACAGUACAAGAUGUCACUGAAGACUCACACAUGACAGUAGAUCUCGGUCAGAGUGAAGAUGGAGGAGAUGAAAGCACCUCACUAAGUGACCCUAGUGAUGAUCAGUCAAUGGGGAAGGUGGAGGCUGUUGAAGGUAAACAGGAGGUGACAACUGCCCAGCCCCAGAGAGGAGCCAGCACCUCUACUCUGCCCAGCCUGCCAGUCAAACUGCUCACCAGACUGGGCAGUCUAGACAGCGGUCCUUCAGUGCCCGUUAAGAAAUCCCCAGCCACCUUACCCAGGAACUUCACACUUCCCAAAGACCCGCAUGGCUCCCUGUUACGAGGCAGGAUCUCCACACCUACUGGGUCCCCUCACCUCGGGUCACUACACCAACAGCUGCCCCCUAGCUGCAUCAUUGAGGAACUGCACCGUGCCCUGGCCACUAAACAUAGACAGGACAGUUUCCAUACCAAGGAGGCACACUCGUCUCUGAAACGCCGGCUGGAUGGCCGUCUGUCCCGCACGUCCAGCACAGACAGGGAGCCUGCUGGGGAGUCGGAGAGCAAGAAGUCGUCUGAUGAGAACAAAGAGAACUGGCGUCUGGACGAAUACUUGAGCGACCAGGACAGCUGGAACGAGUCCGUGAUCUCUGGGACCCUCCCACGCAGGAUGAGGAAGGAGCUGCUGGCUGUGAAGCUUCGGAACCGGCCCAGCAAGCAGGAGCUGGAGGACCGCAACAUCUUCCCUGUACGCAGCGACCAGGAGCGGCAGGAAAUCCGGCAGCAGAUAGAGAUGAAGCUGGCCAAGUGAGUCGCUCUGUGCGAACAAAGAUCAGACUGCCCACCCCCAUUUGCCUGUUUGUCUGUUUCAUCACCCAGCAUCACAGUUGUGUACACUUUGGCUGCUUGUCAUUCCCCUUCCACCAUCCCCUAACAAAUUCUCAGUCAUUAAACAUGUCAUAACAGCUUUCAAUGUAAA
Micropterus dolomieu (smallmouth bass) is the source of this 1558-nucleotide messenger RNA. Its product is annotated as phosphatase and actin regulator 3-like. Gene Ontology annotation, molecular function: actin binding. The record is from RefSeq and is a predicted model, not a curated record. Gene Ontology annotation, biological process: actin cytoskeleton organization. The transcript has 8 exons. NCBI's taxonomy places the organism in Eukaryota, Metazoa, Chordata, Actinopteri, Centrarchiformes, Centrarchidae. The coding region runs from base 119 to 1390 and encodes 423 amino acids.